Raphanus sativus (radish) is the source of this 2397-nucleotide messenger RNA. Its product is annotated as UDP-glycosyltransferase 76E1-like. The transcript is spliced from 3 exons. Gene Ontology annotation, molecular function: UDP-glycosyltransferase activity. Bases 718 to 2091 code for a protein of 457 amino acids. The record is from RefSeq and is a predicted model, not a curated record. Lineage: Eukaryota; Viridiplantae; Streptophyta; Magnoliopsida; Brassicales; Brassicaceae.
CUUCCAUCAUUCCUAGCCUUCUUAAAGCAAGUCGCAAUCUUCUCGACAAAGAGUUAGGGAAGAUGAUACAUUGUAUGGUGGUCAAGUGCUCGUACGAGUCUGAUGGUUUUGUAGUUAGCUCUCUUAUUGAUAUAUAUUGAAAGUUUGGGGAGUUAGAGGAUGCGAGGAAGGUGUUUAGCGAUUUGGCUGAACAAGAUUAGGUGGAGCUCAAUGCUAUGAUCUCUGGUUACGCUAACAAAUAGCCAAGAAGAUGAAGCAAUGAGAUUGGUGAAGGUAUGAAGCUAGUGGGGGAUAUUAUCACUUGGAAUGCUCUGGUUUCAGGAUUUUUGCAUAUGGGAAAUGAAGAAAAAGUGUCUGAGAUUCUUAAGAUGAUGUGCUUGGAUGUUCACAAGCCUGAUGUUGUGUCUUGGACUUCUGUUAUAUCAGGACUUGUGCAUAACUUUGAGAAUGAGAAGGCUUUUGAUGCUUUUAAACAGAUGUUAAGUCAUGGUUGUGUGGAGCACGGGAAGGAGAUUCAAGGCUACUCGGUUGUCACUGGACUAGAAGAUCACGGUUUUGUUAGAUCCUUCUGGAAAUAGAUAAAUAAUCAGUCAUUUAUUUUCGUGUUUAUCUUUUGGCAAAAACAAAAGAAUAGCCACCGGUCACAACAAGACAAAGCAAGCCUUAAAUAUAUUUCCAUCCGUCUCCCUGAGCUUCCAUGUCCACACUGAAGAAAGAAUGGAUGAAAAACAAGUGAAGAGAAAGAUAGUGUUGGUUCCAGUACCAGCACAAGGGCAUGUCACUCCUAUUAUGCAACUUGGAAAAGCUCUUCACUCUAAAGGCUUCUCCAUCACUGUUAUUCAGACACAGUAUAACCGAGUUAGCUCUUCCAAAGACUUCUCUGAUUUUCAGUUUCUCACCAUCCCAGGUACUUUAACUGAUUCUGAUCUUAAAAGCCUCGGAGCACUCCAGUUUCUGAUGAAGCUCAAUCAAAUCUGCGAGGAAACCUUCAAGCACUGUUUUGGUCAACUAUUGCAAGAACAAGGCAGCCGUGAUGAUAUCGCUUGUGUCAUCUACGAUGAGUACAUGUACUUCUCUGCAGCUGCACCUAAGGAGUUUCAACUUCCCAGUGUUAUCUUCAGUACUACAAGUGCUACUGCCUUUGUCUGUCGCUCUGUUUUGGCCAAAGUCAACGCAGACAAGUUCUUGAUCGACAUGAAAGAUCCUCAAGUGCGAGACAGUUUGUUUCCAGGGUUGGAUCCUCUAAGGUACAAGGACCUACCAACGUCAGCAUUUGGGACACUAGAGGAUAUCAUCAAGCUCUACAGUGAAGCUGUUAACACUCGAACAGCUUCGGCUGUUAUCAUCAACUCAGCUAGCUAUCUAGAGAGCUCGUCUUUGUCACGGCUGCAACGAGAACUACAAGUACCGGUUUUUCCUAUAGGCCCCCUUCACCUUGCAGCUUGUGCGCCUUCUAGUUUACUAGAAGAAGACAGAAGCUGCAUUGAGUGGUUGAACAAGCAGAAACCAAAGACAGUGAUUUACAUAAGCUUGGGAAGCAUAUGUCUAAUGGAAAGCAGAGACAUUUUGGAGAUGGCUAGGGGGUUGAGUAAUAGCAACCAACCUUUCCUAUGGGUGAUCCGACCCGGUUCCAUUCCUGCCUCGGAGUGGACAGAGUCCUUACCGGAGGAGUUCAGUAAGCUGGUUUCGGAGAGAGGUUACAUUGUGAAAUGGGCCCCGCAGAUGGAAGUUCUAAGACAUCCUGCAGUAGGAGGGUUCUGGAGUCACUGUGGAUGGAACUCAACGCUAGAGAGCAUUGGGGAAGGUGUUCCAAUGAUCUGCAGACCCAUUACUGGAGAUCAGAAAGUCAAUGCGAGGUACUUAGAGAGUGUUUGGAGAGUUGGGGUCCAGUUGGAAGGAGAGAUGGAGAAAGAAACCGUGGAGAGAGUUGUGAAGAGGUUGGUUGUGGAUGAAGAAGGAGCAGAUAUGAGGAAGAGAGCUAUCGACUUGAAAGAAAAGCUUGAAGCAUCUGUCAGAAGUGGAGGCUCCUCAUGCAGCUCACUAGAUGACUUUGUCAACUCUUUGCAAACGAAGAACUUCAUGCAUCAAUGACAUGGUCCCUGUUCAAAAGUCAAAGGGUUUGGAUACUUUAAAUCAUGGAUUGGAAAAUCAAGCUGGUUAGUCGAAGUUGCAACUUAAAGAUUUUGAUCUCGUCUUCUUCUUAUGGUCUGCAGUUUGCCUAUAGAAAAGUUGGAUAAUACUUGGAGGCAAUUGGUACAUGUGUUGGCCAAACAUUAAACAUCUUAUUGUUUAGCCUUGUGGCUCUGAUCAAAAUAAACAUGUAUCAAACAUUCGUUUUCAGUUUUGCUGCAAACAAAUGAGAGAAAGCACAGACAAAAGUUAGUUGAGCAACUUCAA